CGGGUUCAGCCUUGAUUAUUUUAAAUACACCUGCUCGUGAACGGUAUUCCAAAGCACGACACAUAUGCCAGAGAUCAAAAGCCAGCAGGAGACGAAUAUUAUUACAGUGACAUUUACUUCGUGCUGUUUUUGAUUCAUAGUUUUAGUACCCGGUGUAAGAGAGGUCGACUCCUGCUUCGCAGGCUAGAACGUUUGCUGUUUUGUUUUUUUCUUGGCUUGAAACCAAGAGGGGUGAGAGUUAGAUAAUAUGACUGCCCUUUGUCAGUUUUUUGUCGUUGCUGGAAUUCUUACACAAACAUGGAAAGGAGCUCAAGCAAUUUUAGCGAAGAACAUCAUUGUUGGCGUAUUAUACACCAAGGAAUACGAGAAUAUGGGCUUCCUGUUUCAACCCGCCAUGCUCCGCAGAGAGGUGGUGCUACCUGGAACAUACGUCUUCAAGCCCGUCAUGAUCAAUGUGGACGGAAAAGAACUACUAACAAAAGAGGUCGCCACGUCGCUCUCCACGGCCGUGUGCAUAUUUGAUCUGUACACCGGUGAUUCAGAUGCGUACGCGUUGGCAGAGAUGCUGAGAAUCCCGCUCAUCCAGAUGGAGGCGUUUCGGGACGACCCGCCAAACCCGUUUGUCAUCUCUAUGCGUCCACACUACCACAUGGUCAGCAGAGCACUCUUUGAUAUGUCACUCUACUUUGGGUUUAAGGACAUUUCGAUUAUCUACGAUAGGAAGUUUGUGGUGCCCGCAACUGACUUCUUCAACCUGGCUCGGACGUCUGACCGGUUCCAGGUGUACAUGAUGCCAAGUUUGGAUUUGCAGGGCAACAUCCAGGUUCCACUCACCGUGCUCAAGAAUUCUUGGUUCAAGAACAUCAUCAUUUUCUGCGAUCAGGAAGAUCUAGCCCGCAUCAUGAACAUGGCUUUAUUUGUUGGAUUCAACGAUGAUAGUGAUUAUAAGUGGAUUGCUUCUGAUCUGGAAGUUGCCGGCCCAAACAAGACCUACCCGUCCAUUCUUGGUAUGGUAGGGUUAAGCUUGAACCUGGACAACGACAGGCUAUCAGAGCACUUGCAGCGCACUGCGAUCACGCUAAGCGUGGGAAAAAUACUGUCCCCGGUGGCCUACUCUGUCGUGAACGACUCCAUUCAAGUUGUAGCAAACGCCAUCCGUAGCCUGAUCUCUGCCAGUCUGUGGCCGAAAAUCUACCCUCGACCAGCCAAUCAGGACUGUCCUCUACAGGACGAUACUGGGAAAUUAGGACCCACACUACUUGACGCAAUCAAAGGGCGAAAAGACCGUGGUAUGACCGGACCGAUCAGCUUCAACAAGCAGGGCCAACGUAACGCUAAGGGCGGCUUCGAUAUUUUGAAUAUCCGUGAAGACGACGUGGAAAAGGUUGGAAAGUGGACGCCCUCCCCUAUGCAGGACACGGACGCUCUGCGCAUGAAGAGUGUCAAUCCUGUUAAGUGGGUGGGGCAAUAUGCAGAAAUGGUUAAGUGCCACAACCCGAAUACACCGGGGUCUUCGUUGCCGCGACCAAAGAGAGUGAUCAAACUCACGGCAGUAAUAGAACCACCAUUCCUAGAUUGGCGCAACGGGUCGAUAGAGACUCGACCUGUAUCUAACGAGAGCUUACAGGGCUUUCUGAUCGAUGUAAUUAACGAGCUGUCAACCGUGGUAGGCUUUGAAUACGAAAUCGAUUUGCGACGAGAUACAAACUAUGCAAGCAUGGUAAAUGGACGAGUGACAGGCAUGGUUGGAGACCUGAUAGAUAAGAAAGCAGACAUGGCGCUCGCUCCGAUCACAAUCACCGCUGAGCGUGAAAGCAAGAUAGACUUUAGCAAGCCGUUUAUGGACUUCAUGCAGAGUUUGAUUAUGAAGGAGAUGAAGGAGGAGGAGAUUAGUUUGUUCGCAUUCGUGCAGCCAUUCGACGGAACCGUGUGGCUACUCAUAAUUCUAGUGGUCCUAUUUGUCACUAUCAUGAUGUUCGUAGUCGAUCUCUGGAGUCCGUUCGGACAUCGGGCCGAGGCUAGGAUCACGGAUGAGGGAGCUGGGGACGAGUUUAACCUGUUCAACAGUCUUUGGUUUGCUACCGCGUCUAUGCUUCAGCAAGGACCCGACAACACACCCAAGUCGCCAUCAGGGAGAAUUCUUGCUUCUGCCUUCUGGUUCUUUAUUCUUAUCAUUAUUUCUACUUACACAGCAAACUUGGCUGCAUUUUUCACAAAGAAGACCUCCAAGAACUUCAUUGAGACGCUAGACGAUCUGACUAAACAGAAGAAGAUAAGUUACGGCUGCUUGAAGGGGGGCUCAAUGGCGAGCUUCUUCGAGAAAUCCAACAACCCCUUGUACAAGACCAUGUUCCGUCAGAUGGAGUUCGUGUCGAGCACCAAGGAGGGUGUGGCGAGGGUUAGGGAGGGCACUUACGCCUAUCUCACAGAGCAGCCUUACUUAGACUACUACAACAAGCGCGAGCCAUGCGAUACAAUCCUUUUGAACAACCUACUAACAGCCAAAAGCUACGGCUUUGGAAUGCAGCGGAACUCUCCUUACAUUAACGAAAUAUCUGUUGGCAUACUGAACCUUCGUGAGAGCGGUUUCAUCGAGCGUGCACGUGUUAAGUGGUGGGAUGACCGGUCAGAGUGUCCGGAAAUCCAACAAGAGAGUUCGACGCAGAGCCUGGGUAUCAAGAACAUGGCAGGCGUGUUCAUCAUCCUCAUGGGUGGUGUCGGGCUGUCACUCAUCCUCAUCAUCAUCGAGAUAAAGUGCAAGAGACUGGUCGAUAUGUUGACUCAUAACCAGUGUGUGACUGAAGACGAUGAUAAUGACCAAGACCUCGAGCCGACAGAAAACCUGAUGGAAUUACAACUUCUCCCACCACCGCCAAAACGACCCAACAAUCUACGACUUGUCCCAGAUAUCUACGCCCACACACCAGAAAGCAAGCUUUGAGCCCUGUGAGGUUACCAUGUAAACAAGCCUUAGCAACCAUUGGCCUUGGCAACCAUUAAUUAAACGACAGAUUCGAAUUAAAUUAAGUGAAGCAAACGGGACUUGUAUUGUGAUAAACUAGUUCUUUCAGAAUUUUUGUAAAAAUUGUGCAAUGUUGAAGGGUAAGAACAUCCGGUAUUGUGUAAAGUAUAGAAUUGUAGCAAAAUAAUUUAACAUGUUAAGAUCUAAAAGUCGCUGCCAGUGCGUAUGAUAAUGUUUCUCAUCUGAUCUAAUUAGAGUAAAAUAAUAUUUAUUAAAAAAAAAACAGCCCAUAGCAAAAUAGGUUAAAUGUUAUAUGUCUUAAUUACAGCAAAUGGAAUAGGAUUCAUUGAAAACUUUUAAAUAAAACUAAGACUAAAA
Nematostella vectensis (starlet sea anemone) is the source of this 3340-nucleotide messenger RNA. Its product is annotated as glutamate receptor ionotropic, kainate 2. The transcript has 16 exons. The record is from RefSeq and is a predicted model, not a curated record. Gene Ontology annotation, molecular function: glutamate-gated receptor activity; transmitter-gated monoatomic ion channel activity involved in regulation of postsynaptic membrane potential. Gene Ontology annotation, cellular component: plasma membrane; postsynaptic membrane. The coding region runs from base 248 to 2941 and encodes 897 amino acids. Lineage: Eukaryota; Metazoa; Cnidaria; Anthozoa; Actiniaria; Edwardsiidae. Gene Ontology annotation, biological process: synaptic transmission, glutamatergic; modulation of chemical synaptic transmission; monoatomic ion transport.